AAUAAUUAUACUCCAAACCAAAAUCGAUGAAUGCUUAGGUAUCAAACGCUACUUCGAAUUGUUUCCGAUGCUGAAUUCUUUCAUUUUCACUCUUAGAUCUGUCUCCGAUUCCCUUUCGCCGAGUUGAAAUCCUACCGGAUUAGCUCUACCCCCGAUUUUCUUUUCCUCCGCCGGCGGAUUCGUUUCAUUCCGGCUCCAAAUGGAAGGUUUUACCGCAGAAGAUCUGUCCACAAUCGGAGGAAUUGCCACCGUUUCCCUCCUUCAUUCCUUCAUUCCCACUCACUGGCUUCCUUUCUCCGUCGUCGGCCGUGUCCAGAAAUGGACUCUCUCCAGGACUCUCCUCGUCACUGCUUUUGGAGCAAUUUUACAUGUGAUAUCUACUUCACUCCUUGGAAUAACCGCAAUCACAAUGGCUAAUACAAUUGCCGGUGAAGAAACUGUGCACCAGCUGGCUUCUCUUUUGCUUAUAAUUCUUGGAGCUUGUUACGUUUUGUUGUUUAUGACUGGAAGAGGCAGUCAUAGCCACUCCCAAAACCAACCAAUGGAGAAAAUGGCUGUUGCGGGUCUUGUUCUCGUACCUGCUUUGUCUCCCUGUGCAACCACUCUUCCAGUGUUUCUUGCUGUUGGAAAUUCAUCUUCCAUGAUGGUGCUCGCUAUCAUUGUGCUCCUAUUCAGCACAAUAACAGUGAUGACUUCGUUGGUAGCUUUGUCAUUCUACGGCGCUAGCCAGCUCAAGUUUCACUGGGUUGAACGAUAUGACAAACUGCUUGUAGGUUCAGUGUUGUGCGUGGUAGGUAUCCUGACACUCAUCUUUCACGACCACGAGCACGACCACCAUGGACAUGGAGGUUCGGUAGGAGACAAUUUGCAUAGGAAAAUAAUUGUACUUUAAGAAUUUAUAUAUUAUCAUAACCUGCAGAUACUUAUAAUUUUGAUCUUCUGGGAAAUUUCAAGACUGACUUUGAACCCUGUAUUAUAUCACCAUCAAGUGGGUUUAAAGGUCAGUUUCUUGUACUCCUCCUUUGUUGCCAUUUUGUCAAAUCUAAGAUUUUUCUUCUUCUUCUUUUGUGUUUCAUUGUAUGAUCAAAUAGAAGGUUAACACUCUGUUUCAUUAUUUUGUAUUUUUGAAGCAUAGGCUUAAUGUUAGGCAUUAUCUAUGUAGGUAAUUUGGUCC
Cucumis sativus (cucumber) is the source of this 1174-nucleotide messenger RNA. RefSeq lists its product as uncharacterized. Bases 200 to 892 code for a protein of 230 amino acids. The record is from RefSeq and is a predicted model, not a curated record. NCBI's taxonomy places the organism in Eukaryota, Viridiplantae, Streptophyta, Magnoliopsida, Cucurbitales, Cucurbitaceae. The transcript is spliced from 3 exons.